CAGAAGCAAGCCCGCACACUGCCCCUAGUCCUGAGGCAGGCUAGCUGACCAGCUGUGCUCCUCCCGUCCGAGUGCUUGGCGUUGGGGACAGGAAGCUCUAGGAGGCCUCGCCGUCUUCGCGUCGCACGAGCCUACAGCCUGGGCCGUUGGUGAGGCGAAGCACAUGACGAACCAGGACGUGGUCGUGUCGGAGAUGGGCAUUGCGGCCGGGGCGGCGCUGCCGGGCCCGAGCCCGGCGCUCCUGGCUUGCCGGGGCGCGGCUGCCGGCGCCAUGUCCCUGCGGUACCUCGACCUGGCCGCGGCCGCCGCGCGCUCGGCCAGCUGUACCUGGGCCGACGCCAUGCGCGCCUCGUCCCCCACUCGCUCCCGCGCCGCCGCCGAUGUCGACGAGUUCACGGCCUGGAUGAGGAAGCACCCGUCGGCGCUCGGCAAGUUCGACCAGAUUGCCAGCGCGUCCAAGGGGAAGAAGAUCGUCAUGUUCCUGGACUACGACGGCACGCUCUCCCCCAUCGUCGCCGACCCCGACACGGCCUACAUGAGCGACGCGAUGAGGGCGGCGGUGCGCGACGUCGCGAAGCACUUCCCGACGGCGAUCGUGAGCGGGCGCUGCCGCGACAAGGUGCGCAACUUCGUCGGCCUCCCGGAGCUCUACUACGCCGGCAGCCAUGGCAUGGACAUCAAGGGACCAAGCUCCAAUCCGGAGUCGGUCCUGUGCCAACCCGCAAGCGAGUUCCUCCCCGUGAUCGACGAGGUGUACAAGGCGCUGGUGGAAAAGACGAAGUCCACACCUGGAGCCAAGGUGGAGAACAACAAGUUCUGCCUGUCCGUGCACUUCAGAUGUGUGGAUGAAAAGAGAUGGAAUGCUUUGGCCGAGCAAGUCAAGGCCGUGAUCAAGGACUACCCCAAGCUGAAGCUCACUCAAGGGAGGAAGGUUCUGGAGAUCCGUCCGAGCAUCAUGUGGGACAAGGGCAAGGCCUUGGAGUUUCUGCUCGAAUCGCUUGGAUUCGCCAGCUGCAGCGACGUCCUCCCGGUGUACAUCGGUGACGACCGCACCGACGAGGAUGCUUUCAAGGUGCUGAGGAAGAGGGGUCAGGGCAUCGGCAUCCUCGUCUCCAAGUGCCCCAAGGAGACGAACGCCUCCUACUCCCUGCAGGACCCGAGCGAGGUCAUGGACUUCUUGCUUCGGCUGGUGGAGUGGAAGCGCAAGUCGUCGCCGCCGCCGCUGAUGAUCCGGCCGCGGGUGUAGCUGGCUGGCUGCCUCGGCGCGGCAGCCGGUCGGCGGCGGGUCGACUAGCUAGUCAAUCGACGGACCGAUCGAAUCGGUGUCCAAUCAUGCGAACAUACCCCACCACCAAUUUUCCCCCCUCUGACGAUUCUUCUUAGCCUGUGUGGUAGCCUCCGAAACGGACUCGUGGUGGUUGCUGCGUUCCACGCAUGUUCUUCGAUUCCCCGCCCCCACCGUGCCGCGCGCGCCACAGAGGAAAAGACACACAACACAACUCCGCCGCCGCCUGUGCUCAGCCCCUCACUGAAAAUGUUGGAGCAUGUUGGUGUUGCUGUCUAAUACAGUACCCCGGCAAUGUACCACUAGUAGUCAGUACCCUCCCUUCUCGUGUUAUUUUUGUCCCUCGUCUCCCCAUGGGCUUGGAAGGCAUCUGCAAAGCUCCCUGCCGUCCUAGAAGAGAGGAACCUUUGCAAGAAAGAGAAGGUUCCCUUCACCCCAUGUAAUUAGUAGUAGUAGCUACUAUAUUCUAGGCACCACUGUUCUCAGUACCCUUCAUCAUUCUCUGCUGUGUAAAAUGUAGCAUGUAAAAGUAAGAUCCAAGUAAUGGAGUUAUUCUGCAA
Molecule: messenger RNA, 1845 nt
Organism: Panicum hallii
Lineage: Eukaryota; Viridiplantae; Streptophyta; Magnoliopsida; Poales; Poaceae
Product: probable trehalose-phosphate phosphatase 4
Exons: 10
Coding region: 164-1246 (360 amino acids)
Biological process (GO): trehalose biosynthetic process
Molecular function (GO): trehalose-phosphatase activity
Source: RefSeq, a predicted model, not a curated record